Puntigrus tetrazona (Sumatra barb) is the source of this 2275-nucleotide messenger RNA. It is a transcript of the gene gcna, whose product is annotated as germ cell nuclear acidic peptidase. The record is from RefSeq and is a predicted model, not a curated record. The transcript is spliced from 13 exons. The coding region runs from base 129 to 1976 and encodes 615 amino acids. NCBI's taxonomy places the organism in Eukaryota, Metazoa, Chordata, Actinopteri, Cypriniformes, Cyprinidae. Gene Ontology annotation, cellular component: nucleus.
CCGGAAGUUGUUUUCCCUCUCUCAGAUGGCAAGUUCCGGUUUGGGAAAUUUGAACUCUGUUACGCAGUCGCGCAGAGAGCUGGUGAUUUAAAGUGCUGCUUUUCACGCUGUAUAGCACGUACAGUUUUAUGAGGCUUUGCAUCUGUGGCAUCAGGAGAGUGAAGUUGCUUAGUUUUCCAAACGUUCGUGUGGUUAUGGAUCCCGGCACUGUAUCGUUGUUUCAGAGAGUCUCCGAAAAGCUGGGCUGGGACAGAGAUGGUGGUCUCGAUGAAGCUGAAGAGAAGCUGCGGAGGAGCUUGAAGAAGAACAGACGUCCAGCUCUGGGCAGUUUUGAGCCCAGCACAGAUCCAGCGCACAGACAGCUGCUGUCUGACACCGACGGCUCGGGGAAAGAGAACCGGUCUAAAGAAAAGCACGUACUGUCGACCUCAGAUGAUGAGGACUUUGAUCGAUUUCUUGCUGCAAAGGCUACACCCAAAUCUACAAUCAAGUCUGCAGCAUCAGCUCCCCAGAAACUAAGAGAACCGAUUCCAGUUCUGUCUUCAGACAGCGAUGAUGAAUUUGAAACAUUUUUAAAUAGAGUAAAAACUCCAAAGGCUAAAGUCCAGUCGCAUUCUGUGGUCAGCAGUGAUGACAGUUUGAAACGCUUCAUAGUGGACAGCAUGUCAUCUGAUGAUGAUUUUGUCAUUGAGAGGAAGCCUUCCGUUCAUAAAGGGAAAGCCAAGGCUGCUAGAAGUCCUAAAGCAGCCCAGAAGACAGAGAAGCGGCCCCCAUCUCUCUGUGAUUCUCCUGUUUUCUUGAGCGACACUGAUGAUGAAAGUGACGUCGUUAUCCAAAGCACCUGGAGGUCCAGACACAGCCGCCCAGCGUCUGAGGAACAUCACGUCACGAGUGCAGGCAGACGGGAGCCCGCAAAGCCCUGUGCUGUCCCCCCGGCAGUCACCGUGACGACGCAGACCGGUCCUGAGGACACGUGCAGCUCUGAGGAGGAGUUCCAGUCCUUACUGGACCGGGUCAGGCAAAAUCAGAGCAUAGGAGGCAGAACGCAGGCGCAGCCCGAGGCCACCUCCAGGUACAGCCCACACGAAUCCAAACAUCGACCUCCUUGUCUGUCCACACCAUCUGCCGUGGGUAAGAAAAAUACUAUCCAAGCACCGGUUAAAGGAUCAUCCACAUCCCACACCCCAGUGCAGCAGACGCCCAGCAGCAGAGCAGUGAGCCACACCGAGCCCAGAGCUCCACCCAGCAGCAGGGUGGUGGUGGUGGUGUGUAAAACUCCAGGCUGCUUUCUGCAGUGUCUGUCUGUACCUGGAUCGCCGUACUGCCGCAGCUUCAAACAGAACAAAGAGGAGCUCACCAACAAACUCUACCAGCUCUACAACACCAGUGUGUUUGACAGUAAGCUUCCCACCGACAUGUCUGUCACAUGGAACAAGAAGAUGCGCAAGACGGCAGGAUAUUGCAUCUCGGGCCAGGAGCGUGGCACUGGGAAACGAUACGCCCGCAUUGAGCUGUCCGUCAAAGUGUGUGACUCUGCAGAUCGGUUACGAGAUACGUUAGUCCAUGAAAUGUGUCACGCUGCCACAUGGCUAAUAAACAACGUUCGUGACGGGCACGGGCCGUUCUGGAGGCUCUAUGCCCGUAAAGCCAUGUUGGCUCAUCCUGAGCUGCCGAUGGUUUCCCGCUGCCACAGUUACGACAUCAACUACAAGUUCCAGUAUCAGUGUAACCGCUGCAAGAACACGAUCGGCCGGCACUCCAAAUCUCUGGACACCACAAAGUUUGUGUGCGCUCUUUGCACCGGGCGGCUGGUUUUGUUGACUCCCUCCAAGCCGCGGGCGCCCACACCCUUCGCCGCCUUCGUGAAGGAGAACUACGGCUCGGCGAGACAGGAACUGGCGGGUCAGAGUCACGCCGAGGUCAUGCGCAAACUCAGCGCCGACUUCGCCAGUAAAACACGUCUCAGUCAGAGCUGAUCUCACGAGUCCCAAAUACCUCAAACCAUCCCGACUGCCGCAUUACUCUCAGCUUUGUUCUUCUGUUAUACUGUGAAGUGGUUUUAUUUAUGGUUAAAGGCCAUAAAUCCCUAUGAUAUGAUAUACGAGCCAUUUUCAUGUUUGUGUACUUCUUGCAGGGAUAUAUGUGUUCUUUUUUUAUAUUUGUGAUUGUCGUGCCGGUUAUGUGUUUUACUUGUUUUUUUUCCCUUUAGAAUAAACAACUGGGUUAUUACGUUCUUUUUUUUUUCUUUCAUCUUUAUUCGGUGCAUGUUACUGAA